Effrenium voratum is the source of this 1131-nucleotide messenger RNA. The record is from the annotation of a GenBank genome assembly. NCBI's taxonomy places the organism in Eukaryota, Dinophyceae, Suessiales, Symbiodiniaceae.
AUGGAGGAUCCCUGCGAGCCUCCAGCGACGCAAGCGCCGGUGGCUUCGCCACCGAAGCCACCACAACCGCUGCCGCAACCGCCGCAACCGCCGCAACCGCCGCAGCCACCGCAGCCGCCGCAACCGCCACCGCGGCUGGAAGAGCUGUGGAAGCAGGCCGAAGCCAUGGCAGCCACAGCGGCAGAGCAGGAGGCGGUGCGCUGCGCCCGGGUGCUGCGGGAGCGGGACACGGACGACGGCGAGGCGUCGCGGCAGCUGGUGGAGUUGGAGCGCGCGGCGGCCAACAUCGCGCGUGGGGAGUUUCGCGAGCCCCAAGGCUUGCCACCUCAGCCGAGCCACCCGGACGACCCCAGAGAAUUGGGAGGUGCUUCCUGGGUCACGCUGCCGCCGCCGCCGCCACCGGUGACGCAGGUGACGCCGGCAGGCUCCACGAGCUCCAUGGCCAUGGGCCUGGCCGGGCCCUUUGCGUCUUCGAUGGGAAGCCUGAAGCAUACCCCGAUAGGCAGCAUUGCGAUGAAGAUCUACGAGCGCCUGAAGAAGGGAGAGGAGCUGCGGCCUUUCUCUGACGCCAACGUGCCAAUCGCAGAGCCGGCGCUUCGACCUCGACCUUCAGAGGCUCCGCGGCCGACGCCCAAAGCCAGGAAGGAGCUGCCGGUGGAGCGCAGGCAGGGGGGGAGGCCCAGUGCUGCCACCUCGGCGAACAGGUCUGAACCGCCGGCCAGGAGGGAGGAGUCGAAGAUCGAGGAGGCUGCCGGGGCCUUUCUGAGCUCCCUCAGUGCAAUUCCCGCCCUGUCCCUUGUGCCCAAGGCUCAGAAGUCAGACUGGAGCUACCCCAUAGUGGAUCAGUCCCGUCGCAGCUUCGUUGGGCACCUGCCCCAAGCGCUGCCGCGGGACCAGAGCAUGCGCUUCUUUGAGCUCAUCCGAAGGGAGACCAGGUGGCAUCAGCCCAUCGGCACGACGGGGCAGAUCCCGCGCAAGACAGCCUGGAUGGUGGGCCCUGGCUGCAGCUGUACCUACAGGUAUGGCGGCAUCGAGGUGGAGCCGGUGCCUUUCCCGGAGUGGAUGGGUGAACUGCUGCAGGUGGUGAUGCCUGCCUGCGGGAAGCUGGAGAUGCCCUGGGUUGCAACCUGA